This is a messenger RNA of Cucurbita pepo subsp. pepo (vegetable marrow), 1571 nucleotides long. Its product is annotated as RNA-binding KH domain-containing protein. The record is from RefSeq and is a predicted model, not a curated record. Gene Ontology annotation, cellular component: small-subunit processome; nucleolus. Lineage: Eukaryota; Viridiplantae; Streptophyta; Magnoliopsida; Cucurbitales; Cucurbitaceae. Gene Ontology annotation, molecular function: RNA binding.
CUCCUCCCCUUCUCCGUCCGCACGUAAUUUCUUUUUCCCGCUACCUUUUCUAUUUUUCUAAACCCUAUAUUACCACCAAAAUACCCCUCCGCCGCCCGCGCCUCCUGCCCGACGUAGUCUCAGCGGCUUCCGCGCCUCCUGCACUCUCAACUGCUGCAGUCCACCCUCCAGACGAACUCGUCGCCGCUCCCUUCCUCUAACGCUCUCUGGCCUCUUGAAGCAAUUAGAGUGACUUAUCUCUGUUUGCCGUUUGCGAUAUCGAGCCGCCGCUCUGAUUCAGCGAUAAUCCAACAUGGCCACGGAGGAGUUAGAGCAACAGCAAAAUAAGACCAAACAUAAGGGGAAGCACGACAAACCGAAGCCAUGGGACGAAGAUCCUAACAUUGAUCGAUGGACAGUUGAGAAGUUUGAUCCCUCUUGGAAUGAAGGCGGCAUGCUUGAAGUCAGCUCUUUCUCUACUCUGUUUCCCGUGUACAGAGAAAAGUAUUUGCAAGAUGCAUGGCCAGUUGUGAAGUCUGCAUUGAAAGAGUUUGGCAUUGCUUGUGAACUGAAUCUGGUUGAAGGAUCAAUGACAGUUUCAACAACUAGAAAGACCAAGGAUCCGUACAUUAUUGUCAAGGCUAGGGAUCUUAUCAAGCUUUUGUCUAGAAGUGUUCCUGCUCCUCAGGCAAUAAAAAUACUGGACGAUGAAAUGCAAUGUGAUAUUAUUAAGAUUGGGAACUUGGUACGCAAGAAGGAACGAUUUGUUAAACGAAGACGAUUUCUUGUGGGCCCAAAUUCAUCAACUUUAAAGGCGCUUGAAAUAUUGACAGGAUGCUAUAUUCUUGUUCAAGGCAAUACAGUUGCUGCAAUGGGUUCAUUCAAAGGUUUAAAGCAAGUUAGGAGGAUCGUGGAAGAGUGCAUGAUGAAUAAGAUGCAUCCUGUAUAUAAUAUUAAGAUUCUCAUGAUGAAGAAAGAGCUUGCUAAUGAUCCAGCACUUGCAAAUGAAAAUUGGGAUAGGUUUCUUCCCAAGUUCAAAAAGAAAACUGUUAAACAAAAGAAGGUCAAGAGUAAGCAGAAGAAGCCGUAUACACCUUUCCCUCCUCCUCAGCCACCUAGCCAGAUUGAUAUACAAUUGGAAACUGGAGAAUACUUUUUAAGUGACAAAAAGAAGUCAGCGAAGAAAUGGCAGGAGAAGCAGGAGAAGCAGGCAGAAAAAACUGCUGAAAACAAGAGAAAAAGAGAAGCUGCCUUUGUUCCUCCUAAGGAGCCCCCAAAGCAGGAUACGACAAUUGAUGGAGAUAACAAUGAUAUAGCCACGAUGGCAAAGGCCCUGAAGGAAAAGGCCAAGGCAUUAGGGAAACGAAAAGCCGCAGAAAGUAUCAAUCCGGAAGCUUAUAUUGCUUCAUCUAGCGAUCAGAAGCAUUUCAAGAAGAGAUCCAAGGCAUCAUCGUAGAACUGUAUGACCUCGUGCAUGAAAUUAUCAAAGCUUCUAGUUUUUUGUAUGACUAAAAUUUUGGUUACAUCUGGCGGAUCAGAUUAGUUAUGUGUUGGUUUAAUGAGAAAAGCACGAGUCAUUAUUAUUAUUCACA